Messenger RNA from Conger conger (European conger), 2671 nucleotides. RefSeq names its product serine/arginine repetitive matrix 3 (gene srrm3). Gene Ontology annotation, molecular function: mRNA binding. The transcript is spliced from 14 exons. NCBI's taxonomy places the organism in Eukaryota, Metazoa, Chordata, Actinopteri, Anguilliformes, Congridae. The record is from RefSeq and is a predicted model, not a curated record. The coding region runs from base 175 to 2049 and encodes 624 amino acids.
AGAGGGUGCUGAACAUAGCCUGGGAAUCCAGGGUAGGAGCCUAGGAGGAGACGAAACUACAGGCUACGGCUCACCAACUGUAAUUUAAACAAUAAGUCAGUGUCUGUUGUUACAAAAAGCGGAACGCCGUAUCAGGUCAGCACAUCUACGAGACAGAAGCAGCGUGCCGAGGCCAUGUACGAUGGGGCGAGGGUGCCUUCCCCCCAGGACAGCGCCAACGGGUUCCCCCAGCCGGGGGCGUCCACCGGCCGGCCCAAAUCCGACGAGGAAGAGCCCAAAGCGGAACCUGUGCUGGUUAAGAAGGCCCACAGAGAAAUCCUGGACCAUGAGCGCAAGAGGAGGGUGGAGCUGAAAUGCAUGGAGCUGCAGGAGAUGAUGGAGGAGCAAGGGUACUCUGAGGAGGAGAUCCGGCAGAAGGUGGGCACUUUUCGGCAGAUGCUGAUGGAGAAAGAGGGCGUGAUCACCAGGGAGGGCUCGCAUGUACGCCCAGUCGUUAACCAUUACUGCGAGGAGCAGGGGGAGGAACAGGCCGAAGCCGUUGGCUACGUAGCGGAAUGCGAUUGCUACGGCGACUGCUACGACAGGGACUCGGUCUGUCACAGUGAUUACAGAACAAAGAGGAAAUCGAGUAGUUCCCCUUCCCCCCCUCCAAAGAAGAGGAAGAAGAAAAGGUCUGGACGUCGACGGAGCCGGUUUGACAGCGCUUCCCCUUCCCGUAAAGAGAAGAAGAAGAAGAGUGGGAAGAAGCACAAACGAGACAGGUCUGCCUCGGGUGCCAGGAAGAAGAGGCGGUACAGAUCUGGGAGCCAAAAGAACAAACACAAAGAAAAGAACAAACAGAGAAAGAGGUCUCCUGCAGACUCCCCCAGCAGGCGGUCCCACCGCAGAGGAAGCUGCAGCUCCCGAAGCGCAUCACUCUCCUCCGCCGGGAGCCUGUCCAAAUCCCCCAGCAGGUCGGGUUUGAAGCACAGAGCAGACAGACACAAGGCCUGCCCCAGCCUGUCCAGCCGCAGCGUGUCCCGUUCGCCCGCCCGCGCCGCCAGCCCCUCCGCCGUGUGGCAGAACGGUUACCGUGACGGCCCCAGGAACGGCCGGGACGGCGGAGAGAAACCGCAGGAUACACUGAGGUCAUUCGCGGGCUCCGGGGGAGCUCGGACAUCGCUCUCUCCCCACCCGAAAGGGGCCAAGGCCCAGGACGCUGUCGGCUCGAGCCCCGGCCGCCUGUCUGUACAUCCGGGGGUCACCACUAUAUCCGGGGAUGACUAUCACCAGGGAGCAAGGCGGUCGCCCUCGCCAUCCUCCACCAAUCGCAGGAGCCGCCAGAGAGCACCGGGGAGGGGCUCCCGUUCCCCCGCCCACAGCAGCGACUCCACCCGCUCCCAGCACAAUCUCCCACCGAAUAAGAGGAAUAAGAGCUCGCAGCAGAAGAAGACGAGAGGAGCCCGCUCCUCCAAGAGGCGCCACCAUAAUCGGACGCAGGCACGCCACCGGAGCUCAUCAGCAUCGCCAUCGCGGCGUGGGCGCCGGACUUCAGGCAGAAAGAAGAGCUCCUCCCACAGCCUCCGCCAGCGCAGCAGCUCCUGGAGCAGUGGGCGCUCGGGCUCUCGAUCGCAUUCACGGGAACACGGCAGCAAGGCCAAGUCCCCCCACUCCCGUCAGAACCAAUCCAGGGAGAAAGACAGCGCCCACCACACAGACUCCGAGGGCCGGGCCCGCCGGCGCUCCAGGAGCUACUCUCCCAUCCGGAAGAGGAGGCGCGACUCCCCCAGCUUCAUGGAGGCACGGAGGAUCACAAGCGCCCGUAAGAGGCCCAUCCCCUACUACAGGCCCAGCCCCUCCUCCAGCUCUCUGAGCAGCCACUCAGCUUCCAGCCCCAGCCGCAGCUACGACAGCUACAGCAGCUACAGCCGCAGCCCCAGCCGGACCCGGAGCCGGAGCAGGAGCAGGAGCGUUAGCCGGAGCGUUAGCCGGAGCGCGAGUCGCAGCAGGAGCGUCAGCCGCAAUGACAGCUACUACAGCCGCAGCAGCUCCGAGAGCCCAGGCUUCUGAACGACCCCCUGCCCCUGCCCCACCCGUGCCCCUCCCUGGCCACGGCCACGGCUUUCCCCCACCCCCACUCUGGCCCCAGAUCACAUUUCCCCAGUGUGACGAGUUCAGUCUCCAGUGCUCCCUCCUGGAACCCUCUUAGAACGGCUCUGUUGAACAGCCAAGCCUGAGGUUGAAUGACAAAAACCUUCAUCAUAUGAAAAUGCAUUUACUAACAUUUAACUGAUUCUUUGGUAACCACACUGCACGCAGUGCAAUUUUGCCCUUGUUUUAGUCCGUAAGUUUAAAAUUUAACAGGCGUGGCAGCUGCAGCUGAGGCCUAAAAUCACACUGGUCAGCUGCAUUGUUCAGGUCCCUUUGUCUCAGUGGAACCAAGUAAACAACAGCAGAGGAUUCAGUGGGACACUGGUCAGGGACGGAACCCCAGUAAUCCUGGACACACCCAAAGGAAGCCAGUAUCAACAGGAAGGUGUCAAACAACCAAAAGGGUUAUCCACGGACUCCACUGAAGUUCAACUGUCGACCAGCCACUCUCCUGUUCUGUAAUCUAGAAAAUAGCAACUGAGAAAAAAUGCUAACUGGGAAUCACCAAAAAACACCUUAUCUUUAUGUUUUCAAAAAUGAG